AUGACACAAACCGAUUCAGUAGACGAUAUCGAUAGUCGAUCGUAUCCAUCAGCUCAGAUUGUUGUUUGUAACUCACGUUUCUUAACACACCCUGACUAUCCUCUUGGAGAGCAUUCGUGUGAAUUUGAAAUAAAUGAAAUGUCAUUGGCUGAAUCGGUGCUGAAGCAGAGACCGUACGUCGUUCGUGAACGAUAUCACGAAAGAAACGAUGCGUAUCAAUCAGCACAAGCAGUCUCCUUAUCAUUGCCUUCAUCGCCGUCAAAAAUGCUCGUGAUAAGUCCCUCAAGCGAACAUCACCAGUCACCAUCGACAAGUCAGCGAACAACAGCAAAUGCUUUGUUGUUAUCAAAUAUGGAU
Molecule: messenger RNA, 357 nt
Organism: Anisakis simplex (herring worm)
Lineage: Eukaryota; Metazoa; Nematoda; Chromadorea; Rhabditida; Anisakidae
Source: the annotation of a GenBank genome assembly